Messenger RNA from Phycodurus eques (leafy seadragon), 5302 nucleotides. RefSeq names its product ephrin type-A receptor 6-like. Gene Ontology annotation, cellular component: plasma membrane; neuron projection. The record is from RefSeq and is a predicted model, not a curated record. Gene Ontology annotation, biological process: cell surface receptor protein tyrosine kinase signaling pathway; axon guidance; protein phosphorylation. The transcript has 17 exons. Gene Ontology annotation, molecular function: protein binding; ATP binding; transmembrane-ephrin receptor activity. Lineage: Eukaryota; Metazoa; Chordata; Actinopteri; Syngnathiformes; Syngnathidae. Bases 431 to 3391 code for a protein of 986 amino acids.
AUCUCUUCGUUUCAGAAGCUCGCGCGAACCUGCAGCGGUCCGGACGGGUGACAGAAAGCUGGGACUCAUCGGAUCACGACUGUAGGGACACCAUCGCGUGCGCGAUGUAGCCUUGCAGUGCAAAGAUUCUUGCGCAGUUGUUUGAAGUGAUGCAAUAACUUAGGGACGACAGGAAAUGUGCGAAGUUUGUGGCAGCUAAGUGUUUCUAGACUAAUUGUUAUUUUAUUUUAUUUUUUAACUUGCACCUCAGCACCUUUAUUGCUGCUAUACCGCGAAGGGAUGGAUCUCACGAUGAACAACAAACGGGACCUAAUGUAAUCAAGAGCCGAGCCAGUGGAUCGGUGCUUCUUGGACGUCCCUGCAGCGCUUUUCUUACCGGCCACGUCCGCGAUCGGCUCAGCUGCGGCCGGUGGCCGAUGUUGCAGCAGAUAUGAGUGUUGGACCAAGAUUUGUCCCUGUUGCACUUUUUCUUGGAAUUGUUCUCACUCGCUGUGGCCACUGCAACCAAGUUGUGCUGCUGGAUACAACGUCUGUGCUUGGAGAGCUCGGAUGGAAGACGUAUCCUAUAAAUGGGUGGGAUGCCAUCACAGAGAUGGACGAGCACAAUCGGCCCAUUCAUACCUUUCAGGUGUGCAAUGUGAUGGAGCCCAACCAGAACAACUGGCUUCGAUCCAACUGGGUUUCUCGACAAGCAGCCCAAAAAAUCUAUGUGGAGCUUCGCUUCACCUUACGUGACUGCAACUCCAUCCCUUGGGUGUCAGGCACGUGCAAGGAGACCUUCAACCUCUUCUAUCAUGAGACUGAUGAGGCACACAGUGUAAAAUUCAAACCUGCUCAGUACACCAAGAUCGACACCAUCGCCGCAGAUGAGAGCUUUACUCAGAUGGAUCUUGGAGAUCGCAUUUUGAAGCUCAACACUGAGGUGCGCGAGGUGGGACCCAUGACCAAGAAUGGCUUCUAUCUUGCAUUCCAGGACAUUGGGGCCUGCAUUGCUCUGGUCUCAGUGAGAGUCUACUACAAGAAAUGUCCAUUCACUCUGAGAAACCUGGCCUCGUUUCCAGACACGGUGCCUCGGGUGGACUCAUCCUCAUUGGUGGAGGUGAGGGGGGCAUGUAUAGACCAUGCGGAAGAAAGGGACACACCCAAGCUCUUCUGUGGGGCUGACGGUGACUGGUUAGUCCCCCUGGGAAGAUGCGUCUGCAGUGUCGGGUAUGAGGAGGUCGACGGCUCCUGCAUUGCAUGCCAGCCAGGCUUCUACAAAGCUUUUGCUGGAAACAUCAAGUGUUCAAAGUGCCCCCCAAAUAGUUUAAGCUAUGGAGAAGGUGCUGCAGUCUGCCGAUGUGAAGUUGGGUAUUUCAGGGCCGGAAAAGAUCCUCCAACUAUGGCUUGCACACGCCCUCCGUCCCCUCCACGUAACUUACUUUUCAACCUCAAUGACACAUGUCUGAUGCUGGAAUGGUCACCCCCCAGUGACACCGGGGGUCGCAGAGACCUCACCUAUAAUGUCCAAUGUAAACGCUGUGGUCCAGAGCCUGACCAGUGUCACCUUUGUGAGGAAGAGCUGCGUUUCCUCCCACAACCGUUAGGCCUGACUACCGCCUCAGUCACCGUCAUGGACUUCUCUGCGCACGCUAAUUACACCUUUGAGAUUGAAUCACUCAACGGUGUUUCAGACAUGAGCUCAUUUCCUCGGCAGGUCGCCAUCAUUACCGUCAGCACUGACCAGGGUGGUCCAUCACUGGUGGGGUCUCUAAAGAAGGACUGGGCCUCUCCCAACAGCAUUGCGCUCUCCUGGCAGCAGCCCAAAGAAACAACGUUGCCCAUCCUUGACUACGAGAUCAAAUACUAUGAGAAGGAACAUGAGCAGCUGAGUUACUCUUCAACAAGCACAAAGGAUCCUAGUGUGAUCAUCACAGGCUUGAAACCAGCCACCUGGUACGUCUUCAGUGUCCGUACCCGCACACCAUCUGGAUACAGCUCCUAUGCCACCAGAUAUGAAUACAAAACUACUGGAGACUCAUCAAACCUGGCCUCUGACCAAGGUCAGGUUUUGGUCAUCGUUACUGCUGCAGUGGGUGGCUUUACCCUCCUCGUCAUCCUCACCCUCUUCCUCCUCAUUACGGGAAGGUGUCAGUGGUACAUAAAGGCUAAGAUGACCUCCGAGGAUAAGAGGACCAAUUAUCAGAAUGGACAUGUUCCUUUCCCGGGGAUUAAGACCUACGUGGACCCUGACACUUAUGAAGACCCUGCGCAGGCCGUCGAUGAGUUUACCAAGGAGAUCGACCCAUCUCGGAUCCGCAUUGAGAGGGUGAUUGGAGCCGGUGAGUUUGGAGAGGUGUGCAGUGGUCGCCUGAGAACACCAGGGAAAAAGGAGAUUGCAGUGGCAAUAAAGACACUGAAAGGUGGCUAUGUGGAGCGUCAGAGGCGGGACUUCCUGCGCGAGGCUUCUAUCAUGGGGCAGUUUGACCACCCCAACAUCAUCAGGCUGGAGGGUGUAGUCACAAAAAGCAGGCCUGUGAUGAUUGUCGUGGAAUAUAUGGAAAAUGGAUCAUUGGACUCAUUUUUGAGACAACACGAUGGUCACUUCACUGUCAUUCAGCUGGUUGGCAUGCUGCGUGGCAUCGCCUCAGGAAUGAUGUAUCUGUCAGACAUGGGCUAUGUUCAUCGAGAUCUGGCAGCUCGAAACAUCUUAGUCAACAGCAACCUGGUGUGUAAAGUGUCAGACUUCGGUCUGUCCCGAAUCCUGGAGGACGAUCCCGAGGCUGCGUACACGACAACGCAGGGUGGGAAAAUUCCGAUCCGAUGGACUGCUCCAGAGGCUAUCUCAUACCGAAAAUUCUCCUCAGCCAGUGAUGCGUGGAGUUACGGCAUUGUCAUGUGGGAAGUAAUGUCCUAUGGGGAGCGGCCAUAUUGGGAGAUGUCUAAUCAGGAUGUGAUUCUGUCUAUCGAGGAGGGCUACCGGCUUCCUGCACCAAUGGGUUGCCCUGUGGCACUCCACCAGCUGAUGCUGCACUGCUGGCAGACAGAAAGAAGCCAUCGGCCCAGAUUUGCAGAUGUGGUCUCCUUCUUUGAUAAACUCAUUCGCAACCCCAGCAGCUUAUUGCCUCUGGUAGAGCACAUUCAGAGUCUACCAGAGUCUCCUGGGGAAGAAAUGGACUACCCACUGUUCAUCUCCAUUGGCGACUGGCUGGACUCCAUCAAAAUGAGUCAGUACAAAAGCAACUUCAUGGCAGCGGGCUACAACACGUUGAAUUCUGUAGCGAGGAUGAGUAUUGAAGAUGUGAGGCGUAUCGGGGUGGAUCUGAUCGGCCACCAACGGAGGAUCAUCAGCAGCGUACAGACCGUCCACCUCCAGCUACUGCACGAACAGGAGAAAGGCUUCCACGUAUGAGGUCGCCCUUUCACAUGGCCUGGGACCGACACAUUGAUGGAGCACAUGGCAGUGAAGUCUAGACUGGGAGAGAAACACUUUAUAGCGGAGGUCAUUGGAUUGGACAGACUGCCUCCCGGGCUUUCUUUAUCCUUCAGUAGUAAUGGACUCUUUUUCUACUACACACCCCUUACCCAGUACACCUACCUGGUCUGGCCAGACUAUUUUUAAACCGCCCGAUAAACUUUACAUUCUGGCUCAGGCCCUCAUUUAGGGGAAUGUAAUGCCUCGUUACAGCUUCGGUAUUUUCUGUGUGGAGGUAAAUUAUCUUAGAUAUUUAGAUUUACGAACAUAAUCUACUGAAUCUUUGGGUUUUUCUUUUCUUGCUCAUGUAGCUGCUCCUCGGUGUGUAAAAGAUACGUUUUUACCCUCUGGGGGAAAUGCCCUUACCACUUUUCAUUUUGUAAUAUGAUCAUUUAUCAUGAAGGUAUGUGCAUUUCUUGACUCUCUCGCGCUCUCCGGAGAGUCUGGUACAUCAUACUUGAAGAAAGUGGUGAGAAGCAAGUCAAGGAGACUUCUUGAAUGUUGAAGUGUAUAGACUACUAAUCAGUAAUUAUUAUCAUAACCUUAUAUCUGUAUAUAUGUGCAGAUCUAUAUGUCAAAGCCCUAGUGAAUCUCAACUUUAUUUCAAAUGGUAUUUAUUUAUGUCAGUUCAGCAGUAAUCAUGCAGUCACACAGAGAGAUGAACAAUUGUGUGAUGGAAGACUUCAAAACAUGGCGCUUACGCACCAUCCAUGUUUUUAGUGCCGCAUGCCAAGCUCGCUAAACUGGAUUUGUUGCCUUCACAUGGGGGAAAAGAAAAAGGGAAAAAAAGUCAAAAUUAUUUGAAAUAUGGAUUUCAAGAGUUGCCCUACAGAACAAUCACCACUGUCUUAACACAAGAAUGUUCACAUAACUCAUAAAUACAGUAUAUUAGUUCAUAUUACCAAAUAUAUUACAUAGACUUUUAUGGUGCUUGAGAAUUAUGAGAAAUACUUUCAGUAAAAGGUAUUGUUCAUUUGCACACACGUGAUUAAUGGCCAGAACUAACAGUGCGUGUUCAGUACGAAGCCACUGGCUGCGUUUUACAGUCGUUCUGCUAGGCCACUGUGUGCUUACCUUGUGAUCAUGUAAAGGUUGUGGAAUUUGUGGCAGUAUAGGACUCGAAGUGUACAUAAAAGUAGUCUGAAAUGAAACUUUUGGAUUUGCAGUAGUUGAUGUCAUGUCGUCAGAUGUUUGCCAUUGGAAUUAUUUAUCUUCAUUCUGAGAAAGAAUGGUACACGGGCGGUGGUAUAGAAUAUAAAUAUUAUAUAUAAAUAUGAAUCAAAGCCUUUCUUGGUGGGAUUAUGGAAGCCAGCGAGACUGGCAGCUUUUCAAACUUAUGACUAAGUUAGCAGAGAGAGCACGAACAUAAACGGCACCAUCCUAAUUUAAAUUUGUCCUUCAACUAGCGACAGUAAAAUGCACACACAUGUAUGCCUUACACUCUGUUAACAUUUUAGGAAAUAUGUUUCAGUGGAAUCGAAUGAUCUAGUCCUGAAAUUAAGUUAUAGACCAUAUCCAUAACAGUAAAUAAACUGGCUCUAGAGAACAAAGUCACAGUAUGCCUCCAGCCAUCAGCUAUAAGAAAGUUACACAAUAUAUACAAUAUAUACGGUACAUUACAUGCACUCAACCCCUCUACAGUCAAUGGAGAAUAUCAGAUGCUGUUUGUUAAGCAUGUUCUACUGCUGAGCAAUGUUAGAACAUUCUUUUGUACAAAGUACAAGUAUACUAAUGAUUAUAAUUCUUGUAUUUUAUUUUUUUAUAAUUUCCAAAGAGUUGUAGAUCUUGCACACUGUACGAGGCCGUUACUGCGGAUAUUUAUUUGCAAAAUAAAGUUGAAAAGCUCUG